CACACACACGCCCUGUGAGGGUGAGAAAUGCCGUGUUAAGGAGGAAAUGAAUUUGUCAUGAAGAAAUGAACAGGAAGAUGUUUGUCACACAGACGAGCAGCAGCAGGAUGGAGACGCUCGGACUGAUUCUCUUCAUGUGGGCUUCUCUUUCGGGGGCCUUCAACGUCGACACUGAACAUCCACUGAGAUUUAACGGCACACCAGACGAUUUCUUUGGUUACAGCGUUUAUCAGACUGAGUUUGGAAACAGGAAACAGAUCAUUGUUGGAGCUCCAUUACAAGGAAAUUCAGCAGGACAAAUUUACAGCUGCACCGCAGAUCUGCAGUUCUGUGAACAGCUGCAGUCGCCAGGUUCAGAGAGCGUCCGUUUCUUCGGCAUGUCUGCUGCUGUGUCGUCUGCUGCUGUGACUAGCUGCAGUCCGUAUGUUCCUCACGAGUGUGAUGGAAACUCGUAUCUGAACGGCGUUUGCUACCAGUUCAACAGCAGCUCACAGGCCGUCUCAAACUUUACUGCCGCUUACCAAGAAUGCACCAAGAGAGAGGUCAAUCUGGUGUUUCUCUUUGAUGGAUCCAGCAGUAUGAAAGCACAUGAGUUUCAAAUGAACAAAGACUUCAUUAAAAAUAUUAUGAAAACACUUUCAAACUCAUCCAUAAAGUUUGCUGCUGUCCAGUUUUCAUCAGACAUACGAACUGUGUUUGAUUUCAACGAUUAUCAGAACGGCUUCGCUGAAGAGAAACUCAAGAACGAGGCGCACAUGAAAUCUCUCACAAACACAUAUCGUGCAAUCAACUACAUUCUAAAUAAUCUGCUGAAUAACGUGUUGUCUGGAGCCAAUCCCAAUGCUGUGAAAGCUCUGGUGAUCAUCACAGAUGGAGAACCCAGUGAUAAUGAUAAUAAAAAUGUCCUCAAAACAUGUGAUGAGCAAAAUAUCCUGCGUUACGUCAUUGGGGUGGGAAAGGUUACGUUAGCCACAGUCACUCACCUGGCAUCAGCACCGAAACACAACAACACCUUCUACAUUCAACAGUACAGUGGACUCCAGGGACUUCUUGACAACCUGCAAAAAAAGAUCUACAAUAUUCAAGGGUCAAAGGAAGCUCACGGCAGAGACAGACAGAGAGAGUUAUCACAGAGUGGAUUCAGUGUUGUUUACUAUGAGGACUCUGUGAUCGUGGGUUCGGUUGGAUCUAAUGACUGGCGUGGAGCUCUGUAUGAAGUGACGGGAUCAGGAUCUGAAUUCAGAGAGACAGAGAUCACCGAUCCAGCUGUCAGUAGAGACUCGUACAUGGGUUACUCGACUGUGCUGGGAACGAGAGGCGGCGUCCCUCAUCUGUUCUCUGGGGCGCCACGAGCCGAACACACGGGUCUGGUGACCCUCUUCACCAAGAAUAAAAACACAUGGACAGUGACGAGGAACAUCAAAGGAGAACAAAUUGGCUCAUAUUUCGGAGCGUCUCUGAGUCUGUUGGAUGUGGACUCUGAUGGAGACUCAGAUUUCCUUCUGGUCGGAGCUCCAUUAUUUUACCAGUCUCAGCCGAGGACUGAAGGAAGGCUGUACGUCUACGCUUUCUCAGAGCAGAAUUUUCAGAAAAUGCUGAAUGUGAGCGAAACAACCACAGGCAGAUUUGCUGCAUCUUUGGCUUCACUAAAGGACCUGAAUGGAGACAGUCUGUCAGAUGUGGCGGUUGGGGCGCCGCUGGAGGAUGAAGGAGUCGUCUACAUCUACCUGGGCGACAGGACGCUUGGCAUAAACCCUAAACACGCUCCUCAGCGGAUCCCAGCGCGGUCGGUUCUGUCUGGUCUGCAGCAGUUCGGGGUGUCUCUGUCCGGUCAGAUGGACAUGAACGAUGAUAAUCUGACAGACAUCGUGAUCGGAGCACAAGGAGGGAUCGUCCUGCUCAAGGCUCGGCCUGUGAUGUCUGUGUCUGCACAGCUCAGCUUUAGUCCAAAGGAAAUCAGCUUGAACUACUUUGAAUGUCCGGGUGACAGCGCAUUUAAUGCAUUUAAUCUGUCUUCGUGUUUCACGGUGACCGAGAGGACUGGCAGCACCGGAUCUCUGGAGAAGAAGCUGAAUGUUUCUCUGAACCUGAAUGUGGAUGUGGUGCGAGGAAUGAGUCGAGGAUUCUUUGAUCAGAAGGAUUCGUCGUCCAGGACUCUGCAGCAGUCCGUCCUGCUGGAUCCUGGAUUUUCCUGUUUCAACUUCUCCAUCUUCAUGCUGCGCUGUGUUAAAGACACAGUGUCUCCUCUGAAGAUACGAAUGAAUCUCUCACAAGCUGAGAAGUUUUAUGGAAAGUCUUUGGCUGUUCUUGACAUCCACAGCAGAACGGAGGAGUAUGUCCAGGUGCCGUUCCAAAGGAACUGUAAUUCAAACAACAGCUGUGUGGCCGAUCUGAAGCUGAACUUCAGUUUUACGGCUCGGCCUGUGAUGUCUGUGUCUGCACAGCUCAGCUUUAGUCCAAAGGAAAUCAGCUUGAACUACUUUGAAUGUCCGGGUGACAGCGCAUUUAAUGCAUUUAAUCUGUCUUCGUGUUUCACGGUGACCGAGAGGACCGGCAGCACCGGAUCUCUGGAGAAGAAGCUGAAUGUUUCUCUGAACCUGAAUGUGGAUGUGGUGCGAGGAAUGAGUCGAGGAUUCUUUGAUCAGAAGGAUUCGUCGUCCAGGACUCUGCAGCAGUCCGUCCUGCUGGAUCCUGGAUUUUCCUGUUUCAACUUCUCCAUCUUCAUGCUGCGCUGUGUUGCAGACACAGUGUCUCCUCUGAAGAUACGAAUGAAUCUCUCACAAGCUGAGAAGUUUUAUGGAAAGUCUUUGGCUGUUCUUGACAUCCACAGCAGAACGGAGGAGUAUGUCCAGGUGCCGUUCCAAAGGAACUGUAAUUCAAACAACAGCUGUGUGGCCGAUCUGAAGCUGAACUUCAGUUUUACGGCUCGGCCUGUGAUGUCUGUGUCUGCACAGCUCAGCUUUAGUCCAAAGGAAAUCAGCUUGAACUGCUUUGAAUGUCCGGGUCACAACACAUUCAACACAUUUAAUCUCACGUCAUGUUUCACGGUGACUGAGAAGAACAGGAGCACCGGUGUGAACAAACCUCUCUCAUGUCUCUCAGGAUCUCUGGAGAAGACGCUGAAUGUUUCUCUGAACCUGAAUGUGGAUGUGGUGCGAGGAAUGAGUCGAGGAUUCUUUGAUCAGAAGGAUUCGUCGUCCAGGACUCUGCAGCAGUCCGUCCUGCUGGAUCCUGGAUUUUCCUGUUUCAACUUCUCCAUCUUCAUGCUGGGCUGCGUUGCAGACACAGUGACACUUCUGAAGAUACGAAUGAAUCUCUCACAAAUUGAGAUGUUGACUGGAAACUCUGUGGCUGUUCUUGACAUUCACAGCAGAACGGAGGAGUAUGUCGAGGUGAGCGUGAAGUUUGUUAUUCCACCCAAUCAAAUGAUGUUGAUCGUCGCCAGCUCCGUGGGGGGCGGGUUCAUCAUGUACAUUAUCAUAUUGGUAGUGCUAGUGAAGCUUGGGUUCUUUAAACGAAUGCGCCCUCAAGAUCUUUUCCAAGAGGAUGAAAAUGUGACCUUGAUAAAGAAAACGGAGAGUUUGGUGAGAACGUCAGUGGAGAGAAAGAGAACGGAGAUGGAGUAAAAAUGGAGUGAAAUUGUUACUUAAUCAUUACUUAUCUUCAUCUCUCUUUUUCUUUAAUCUCAAAGAAGUAACCUUCAUAGUGUUAGAGGUGUGUGAUAUACCAGUGCAUACAAUAAGCACAAAAUUAGUCAACUGGUAGAAAUUGUAGGAUUAUCGUCUCUAUCGCAGUUAUGCUCACGUGACAUUGCACUGCUGCGCUCUCAUGAAGAUUUGUCAAUUGUAUGGGUUUUUAAGCUUCGCCGGUUUAAGCGUUUUCAACCCAUUCAAGCACAAAAUAAUGUGAAAGCAAUUCAGUUUGGUGCUUGUGCUCUGUUCUGACAGGCGCUCUUCUGUGCGCACACGUACAGCCACCUUUCAUAGCGUGUGAGGACUGAAAUGAGCUCUUUUUUGUGGCUAUUUGCACUUAAACUGUUAAAUGCACACAAAACAUGUCAUAACGGCAAACAUGCACGUAAACACAUUCAGCUAUGCCUAAAGUACCUAAAGUGAUAUAUGAGUUCAGCACAUUAGUUCGUAAAGCAGUGGUCCUAAACUCAAUUCCUGAAGGGCCACAGCUCUGCACAGUUUCACUCCAACCCCAAUCAAACACACCUGAUCCAGCUCAUCAAGGUCUUCAGGAUUACUAGAAACUCCAAGCAGGUGUGAGUUGAAGCUGGUUGAAGCUAAACUCUGUAGAGCUGUAAAGUGUCCUUAAUGUUAAUAAAACUAUAAAAGGUAAAGAGAAAAACACUCGCCGAUGGACUGAAUCAUUUUUGUGGCUUUAAUAACAACGAUUCUGUAUUUAAUUCAUACAGUAAAUAUUUCAUUCAUACAUUCUAUUCAUUUUCUGUAAUAUUUUUUUCUGUCAGAUAAACCUGUCUGUAAACCACUCUAUUUCAUUUGUAUCUUUGUUCUGUUGCAUUUUUGUCCCUGUUGCUUGUAAUUAGUUACUUUACUGUGACUAUGACUGUUUACUUGUUUUCUCUAAGUUUAAGAUUUAAGAUUUUUUACUUCAUCAGCUUUUGCUCUCUCUCGCUCUCUCUCUCUCUCUGGAUAAUUUGUAGAUGUUUAAUUUGUAAAUCGGUGUAUUUGUGAAGUUGACUCAUGAUUGUUUGAACAUGUAUGUCUGAGUAUGGGCAGUUUGUGGUUUUAAGAUUUUAUUUCUGUGAGUAUUUAUAUAUUUAUAGUAUCUUGUGUUUUUUUUUCCCCCUCCGUUUUUCUUGUUAUGUGAUGAAAUUUAGAAUUUGAAUGUUUUGGUAACAAAGAGACCUUAAAGUCUCUCUUUCUCUCUCUCUCUGAAGUAUGGGAAACUCUGCUUAGCUGUGUGAUCAUGUUUUCUUGAGGUUCAGCAUGUUUUCAAUGUGUUUAGUUUAUAUUAUUAUUUGC
This is a messenger RNA of Labeo rohita (rohu), 4991 nucleotides long. Its product is annotated as integrin alpha-L-like. Gene Ontology annotation, molecular function: integrin binding. The record is from RefSeq and is a predicted model, not a curated record. Gene Ontology annotation, biological process: integrin-mediated signaling pathway; cell-matrix adhesion; cell adhesion mediated by integrin. The transcript is spliced from 28 exons. NCBI's taxonomy places the organism in Eukaryota, Metazoa, Chordata, Actinopteri, Cypriniformes, Cyprinidae. Bases 66 to 3626 code for a protein of 1186 amino acids. Gene Ontology annotation, cellular component: integrin complex; external side of plasma membrane.